UUGAAGCGCAGUUACGCAAAACUGUCUUUAAACUUUGACAGUUAAUAAAAAAUAAGUAAUAUUUUAUUAAAAUCUACUGUUAUAGAAGAAAGUGUAUUAGCGAUAAUUUUAAUGUAGAUAAUAAAAUUGCAAAAUGCAGUGGUGGUUGUUUAUCGCUCUUCUAAGCUUUGUUUUGUUAGUAUCUGUUGUUUGUGGGAACCCACCGAAUACUGCCAAUAAUGUCAGAUACCCACCCAAUACCUCCAAAUACCCGCCCAAUACUGCGAAAUACCCAAUCAACACUGCCAGAUGCCCAUCUGAUACCGUCAGACACCCACCCAAUACCGCCAGACACCCACCCAAUACCGCCAAACACACACCCAAUACCCCUAAACAACCACCCAGUACUGCCAAACAUCCACCCAAUACCGCCAAAUACCCGCCCGAUACUGCCAUAUAUCCACCGAAUAAUGGCAGGAAACCAGGCGAUGUUGCCAGAAAAACAUCAAAUAUGGGAAUUGCUAAUGCAAGUAUAAUACACACGAUCCCGUUUCCAACUAAUACUACAAUUGCCAAAUAUUGUUUUUAUGCAAAAAACUGCACGUACAAUCGCAAACAAGUGUGCGGUAUGAACAAAAAAAGGAGAUACAAAAGAUUCCGCGAUUUUUGCGAUAUGAUGAAAUACAACUGUAAUUAUCGGGAUAAUUUCAUCAACACAGCCAUGACUAAAUGUAAGACACUACCUAAUCUUAAAAAGAUCAAGAAGAAAAUCCAACCUUGGGUUAGGUCCUUCCCCAUCACCACAACUACUAAAUUUAACUAUCCACAAGCUUACGUUGGUAAUUACGUAACAACUACGAAAUCUCCGGCUGGACUGGAAAAAAUGUGGGUCUGGUUAUCAGAUAUCCUCCGGUCCUGCUUCGACUCCAAGACCUGCAAGCACAACGGAGUGAAUCAAUGCGCAAUCUCGCCAAAAGGAGAAUUGAAGCUAUUUGCAUCCUCCUGCGAUCUUUUCGAAUAUAAUUGCCGGAAUAAUGCACGUUUCAUAAAAACAGCGGCGGCCAACUGUCGAAAUUUACCACCACUCAAAAACAAUGUGGCGAGAUCAUGAAUACCUACAGCUACGUUUUUUGGUUUUACAGAUAAAUCAUUUUUUCAUAUCAUAUUUUUAUUAUUGUUAUUAAACAUUAAAGACAAUUUGUGGAGAUCA
Messenger RNA from Plodia interpunctella (Indianmeal moth), 1189 nucleotides. RefSeq lists its product as uncharacterized. The record is from RefSeq and is a predicted model, not a curated record. The coding region runs from base 134 to 1090 and encodes 318 amino acids. The transcript is spliced from 6 exons. Lineage: Eukaryota; Metazoa; Arthropoda; Insecta; Lepidoptera; Pyralidae.